UUUCACUUCAAGGUCGGAAUUUAAUAUCAUUUCCGAUUCCGAUACGCUUUGCGAGGAAGAUACCGGGAAUCUGACUUCUCGGCUUCUCGCUGUUUGUUAAUUGCAUUCAAAAAAUAUACUCGGGUUUGUCUGACCUUGAAUCCAUUUUUUUGUGGAGAAAAUCACUCUAAAUUGUUUGAAGAUUUAAUUGUCACGUGGCGGAUAUUCACUUGAGAAUACCACGCAUUUACGCAAUGGCAGGUCCGGUUAAAAAACGUGAAGUGCAGCAAAAAUGUGCGAAAACUAGUGAUGACGAGAGCGAUAAUGCUUCAUCUGGAAGUGAAGAUAAUGAGAAUCAAGUGGCUGAAGAACAGGGAAUGGAAAUUCAAGUAGACUUUGAAGGACGAAAUCCUCAGGAUCCAGAUUUUCAUGGGAUCAAGACCCUUUUACAGCAACUUUUCCUCAAGGCACACGUAGAUUUAAGCAACCUCACAGAUUUGAUAAUUGGGCAAAAUUAUGUUGGGUCGGUUGUGAAACAAUCGCAGGAAGACGAAGGUUCUGAGGAUGAAGAUGACGAUGCUAACGACGUGUUUGGAAUUACAACUGUGAUCAACAUUUCGAAUAGACAGGUACAGAACAUACCAUGCAUUCAAGAUUUGCGAGACUUGCUGAAACAGAUGGCCAAUGACCACGCAACCGAUGCGACCAAUACAAUGAUAAAGAACGUUCUUGAAAAUGACGCUGCACCUCUUGGUUUGCUGAUAAAUGAACGUUUCGUCAACAUUCCCGCUCAAAUUUCAGUACCGCUGCUUGAAAACUUGAUUUCGGAAAUGAAGCGAGCCACAAGUAAAAAAAUGCCGUUCGAUUUCUCGUACCUUAUCCUGAUUUGCAAAUUGUACAAACCGUCGGAGCAAGAAGGGACAAACAAGAAGAAAAACAAGCGAAAGAAUAUGAACGAGGAACCGGAAGUUUACUGGAGCAAUCCUGAGGAAGAGAUUUUCGCUGAGGAGGCGACAUUUAGUUUCGAAUUUUCCGUGGAAUUGGACACAGACAGUGGACUUUCUGGAACCUGGGCUGAAACGGACAAAGAAAUGAUUCCCUAUAGAAGAGUUCUUUUGUUUGAGGCUUCGAAACUUCCAACAAUCUUGGAUAAAAUAAAGAAUGAAAUUAAGUAAGUUUUAAUUCGACAAGGACCGAGAACACGGAAGGAAAAUAUUCUAAAUUAUUCUAAAAGGUAUUCUAAAGUUGUUGAUAUUUUUUUACUUACACGUUACAACUCAUUUGUGUCGAUAUUGUAUGUUAGUUAACUCAUUUAUCUUCAAGAGUUCUUCAAUUUUAUCUCUUUUUCAAAAGAGUUUCACAGUUCAUAUUUUAUGACUAGUUGAGAUUUGUUACAUACUUUAGCACAUAAUCUUCCGUGUUUCAUCACGACUGAAUAAUCGCGAUUGCAAGUGAUUUUUGUACUUUAAUUGCAGCGAACGAAAUCUGUAUGUAUAUUAAGAGAAAAAUUGUUAUUUUCUCAACGCGCAAUCAACUAUAGUCAUUAAGAUAUUUGUAAUACGCUUUUGAGAAUACAGACGCUUUUGUAUCGCUUCUCGUAAAA
Belonocnema kinseyi is the source of this 1582-nucleotide messenger RNA. RefSeq names its product protein BCCIP homolog. NCBI's taxonomy places the organism in Eukaryota, Metazoa, Arthropoda, Insecta, Hymenoptera, Cynipidae. Bases 234 to 1154 code for a protein of 306 amino acids. The transcript is spliced from 3 exons. Gene Ontology annotation, cellular component: nucleus. The record is from RefSeq and is a predicted model, not a curated record.